AUGGCUAGCGACAAUCUUGAUGGAGGGGACCCCAAUCUCCCUGACCUGGGGGAUGCCAUCGACACCGUCACCUUCGGCCAGAUCCUGGAGAUGGACGAUGACGAGAGUGAUCGCGAGUUCAGCCAAUCUAUCGUCCAGGGCUUCUUCGAGCAAGCCGAGGAGACCUUCGAGAAGAUGGACAAGGCACUAGAGGAAAAGGACCUUGAGGAGUUGUCCAGGUUGGGCCACUUCCUGAAGGGUUCGUCUGCCACCCUUGGGCUUACCAAGGUCAAGGACAGCUGUGAGAAGAUUCAACGAUACGGCAAGAAGGAAAAUGAGAACGGAUCGCCGUUGACUGAUGAGAAAGUGUGCCUGGAGAAGAUUACCACAACCCUUGAGGCUUGCAAGAAAGAGUACCACGAGGCCGAAACGAUCUUGAACAAGUUCUUCGGCAAUGCCUAG
This is a messenger RNA of Neoarthrinium moseri, 441 nucleotides long. RefSeq lists its product as uncharacterized. Gene Ontology annotation, molecular function: protein histidine kinase binding; histidine phosphotransfer kinase activity. The transcript is spliced from 3 exons. The coding region runs from base 1 to 441 and encodes 146 amino acids. Lineage: Eukaryota; Fungi; Ascomycota; Sordariomycetes; Amphisphaeriales; Apiosporaceae. The record is from RefSeq and is a predicted model, not a curated record. Gene Ontology annotation, biological process: phosphorelay signal transduction system; phosphorylation. Gene Ontology annotation, cellular component: cytoplasm; nucleus.